UGUUGAAUUUGUUAUUUCUAAACAAGCUUUUACCGCGUGAACAUCAAUCGGUUAAUUUGGUGCACGAACACUUCUGGUACAGCUGAAGGUGAAUAUUCUCAAUGGAACCUUCUAGUACGGAAGAAGCAACCAUUGCUUCGCCCAGUAUGCAAGAAGGAUCAAUUGCUUCACCCAGCACGGAAGAAGCAAUCAUUACUUCACCAGGUGUGGAAGCAGGAACCAAUACUUCACACCGUAUGGAAGCAGGAUGCAUUACUUCACCCAUGUUAGCAGGACUAUUGGAAGCGGUGGAACAAAACAAGCAGGCAACCCACCAGCUAACCGUCGCGUUCGAACAAUUGCGGAGUACUAUAGAACAGUUCGUCAACAACCAUCGGCUUUAUUGUCCUGCUGCCGCGACGCCAAGCGUUCCUAAGAAGCCGAUUUUUCUGAAAAGAACGAUUGCUUCGAAGGAGAAGCUUAUCAUGGUAGACAGGUCUUUGGGAACGCCGGAUAGCUUUAACCAAACAAAACUGUGGCUUCGUAGUCGCAUGAAACCGGGCAAAACGAUCCGGCAGGAACUGCACCACAUGCUGCGCCUCCUGUUUUCGCCCAAAUUCCUGCUGAAAUGUUCCUGGAACGGUGUUGGGAAAUUUAAACCCAAAGUGCCUUUCAAAACUCAGACCAAUGUACUGCAAUUGUUGAUUGCAGUGCUAGAGCGGGGCGGUAGGACGGUGGACAUUAGUUACAUUAAGCGGGUCGUUUCGGCAAAGCUUUUGAAUGCGAAAAUUCGUUUGACUGAAAAGAAAUGAAAUAAUACAUGAAUACUCGUUAUCUAACUUGGUUAAAAUAUAUUGAAAAU
Molecule: messenger RNA, 841 nt
Organism: Anopheles coustani
Lineage: Eukaryota; Metazoa; Arthropoda; Insecta; Diptera; Culicidae
Exons: 2
Coding region: 102-791 (229 amino acids)
Source: RefSeq, a predicted model, not a curated record